This is a messenger RNA of Balearica regulorum gibbericeps (East African grey crowned-crane), 849 nucleotides long. Lineage: Eukaryota; Metazoa; Chordata; Aves; Gruiformes; Gruidae. The record is from RefSeq and is a predicted model, not a curated record.
AUGCGUGUGGCCUUCAAGUUCCCAGGCGUGGAGGUUGAGGAGGAAGAGAAAGACAAGGAAAACAUCCCAGCACCUCAUAACGUCCCCCGUGGGGCCAUCGGUGGAGAAUUUGUCCCCACAGGAACUCGAGGUGCCUCAGGGUCCCAACCACAAAGGCUGGGACUGGAUCCAAAUUCUCCUGACCCCAGAGAGGCGGCGGUGGAGACAGCAACGUGGACUGACCCUGCAGAGGUCCUUACGGAGCCGGGUGCUGGAACAGUCCCGGUCUCCAUCACGGCGCUGAGGGCCCGGAGCAAGGCCAUGGUGUGCGGCAUCUGCAUGGACCGGGUGUAUGAGAAGCCGCUGCCAGAGGAGCGGCUCUUUGGGAUCCUCCCGAACUGCAGCCACACGUAUUGCGUGGGCUGCAUUCGCAAGUGGCGUCGCAGCCGGGACUUCCAGAGCACAGUCAUCAAGGCCUGCCCCGAGUGCCGAGUCACCUCCAGUUACUACAUCCCCCACAAAUACUGGGUCUCAGAUGUGGGCGAGAAGGAGAAGCUCAUUGAAACCUUCAAGGCGCGGACAGGGAAAAUCAGGUGCAAGUUCUUCGUCCGUAACCGCGGCCGCUGCCCGUUCAAGUCAGACUGCAUCUACCUGCACGAGCUGCCCGCUGGACGGCUGCCACAGCGCAGACAGCAGCGGCCGAGGAUGCCUGUCGAGCUCAGCCCCUCUCCUUCGGAGAGCUCUGACGAGGAGGACGAGGAGCUCUGCAUGCUUGAAUGGGCUCUCACCCUGGCACUGAUGGAGACAGACUUUCGGUACUCGAGUUACGGCCAUGAGAUGCUCUUCACGGACUUCAGUGACUCUGACUAA